UCUAUGUCUGAAAUGGUAUUAGUGAAAUUAAUCUUAUAAGUAGUUGCAAUUUUCCCAAAGCUUAACACAUUAAUUUUCCAAAGUGCCCAAUCUUCUGAAGAAGAAAAAAAAAGGAGGAGAUAAUUUUGCACUUUUGGAUCAAGAACCAAUUUUAUUCAUUAUGGCUGUGGAGGAUAAUAAUUUACAAGUGCUUAAUGCACUUGAUUUGGCCAAAACUCAACUUUACCAUUUUACAGCAAUCGUUAUUGCUGGAAUGGGAUUUUUCACUGAUGCCUAUGAUCUCUUUAGCAUUUCCCUUGUCACUAAAUUACUUGGCCGUAUAUACUACACCAAACCGGAUCUUUUGAAACCCGGAACACUCCCUCCAACCGUCUCGGCGUCCGUCACGGGUGUCGCCCUUGUCGGCACCCUGGCCGGCCAGCUUUUCUUCGGCUGGCUCGGAGACAAAAUGGGCCGGAAAAAGGUCUAUGGUAUGACAUUGGUUCUCAUGGUUUUGUGUUCCGUUGCUUCAGGGCUCUCCUUGGGUAGUACCCCUAAGGGUGUUAUGACCACACUAUGUUUCUUUAGAUUUUGGCUUGGAUUUGGCAUCGGUGGCGAUUACCCUUUAUCCGCCACGAUCAUGUCCGAAUAUGCUAAUAAGAAGACACGUGGCGCCUUCAUAGCUGCGGUUUUUGCUAUGCAAGGGUUCGGAAUUUUGUUCAGUGGGAUAAUUGCACUUAUUACAUCAGCUGCAUUUGAUCACGCCUAUAAAGCCCCAACUUUCGCGGAAAAUGCAGCUCUGUCCACUGUGCCACAAGCCGACUACAUUUGGCGUAUAAUUCUCAUGUUCGGGUCAUUGCCAGCUGGCCUCACUUUCUACUGGCGCAUGAAGAUGCCUGAAACAGCUCGUUACACGGCUCUCGUGGCGAAAGAUGCCAAAAGAGCCGCGCAGGACAUGGGCAGGGUACUACAAGUUGAAAUUGACCCCGAGGACGCGAAAAUCGAACAAUUGUCUAGGGACGAAACCAAUCAAUUCGGUCUGUUUUCAUGGGAAUUUGUUCGACGCCAUGGAUUGCACUUAUUUGGAACGUGUUCCACGUGGUUUUUGUUGGAUAUUGCUUUCUACAGCCAAAAUCUAUUCCAGAAAGAUGUGUUCUCCGCUGUUGGAUGGAUCCCUAAAGCCCCAACAAUGAAUGCUGUUCAGGAAGUUUACAAAAUAUCUAGAGCGCAAACCUUAAUUGCGCUCUGUAGUACGGUGCCAGGGUACUGGUUCACCGUGGCAUUUAUUGACAUCAUCGGAAGGUUUGCGAUCCAAUUGAUGGGCUUCUUCUUCAUGACUGUGUUUAUGUUUGCGAUCGCCAUUCCCUACCAUCAUUGGACAUUGGAGGCCAAUCGUAUUGGAUUCAUCAUAAUGUACUCUCUUACAUUUUUCUUCGCGAAUUUUGGGCCUAACGCAACCACAUUUGUGGUUCCCGCUGAGAUUUUCCCAGCUAGGCUUCGGUCAACAUGUCAUGGAAUUUCUGCGGCUGCAGGUAAGGCUGGAGCUAUAAUAGGAGCGUAUGGAUUUCUAUAUGCUGCCCAAAGCAAAGAUCCAACGAAAACCGAUGCAGGAUACCCUGCGGGUAUCGGAAUAAAGAACUCACUGAUUGUUCUAGGGUUCAUCAAUGCUCUAGGAAUGAUAUGUACAUUUUGUGUGCCAGAGCCAAAAGGAAAAUCUCUAGAGGAAGCAUCACAGGAAACUAUGGGUGGAGAAACAUGAGCUCAUUAAUUAAUUGUUUGGAAAAAAACACUUUUUUUAACCUUUGCUUUCAAUGUAUUAUCAUUGUUGCUUUAAUUUGCUUUUUUUUGUGUUUAUUUUUUUGGUAUUGUCUAAGCUUGUUUGUUGUAAUUUUUAAAUUCUUUUU
Solanum dulcamara is the source of this 1883-nucleotide messenger RNA. RefSeq names its product low affinity inorganic phosphate transporter 1-like. Gene Ontology annotation, biological process: transmembrane transport; phosphate ion transport. The transcript is spliced from 2 exons. NCBI's taxonomy places the organism in Eukaryota, Viridiplantae, Streptophyta, Magnoliopsida, Solanales, Solanaceae. Gene Ontology annotation, cellular component: membrane. Gene Ontology annotation, molecular function: phosphate transmembrane transporter activity. The record is from RefSeq and is a predicted model, not a curated record. Bases 161 to 1738 code for a protein of 525 amino acids.